AUGGCGGACAUGUUCUAUCUCUACAACAAUUACACGGGUACCGCCUUAACGCUCGACCCUACAAUUUCCGACUAUGGUCUUCGAGCGUUUUAUGGUGGAUCUGACUCUGCCCUCGCCUUCACGUUCACACCUAUCCCAAACACCAGAUUCCUUAAGAUCUGCACUAGCAUCAGCUCUUUGUCGUACUGCCUUGAUGUUUACGGCGACCAGAAGACUGUCCCUCAUUUGUCCGAGGAAGGGAAUUAUUCAGGACAACAAUGGGAUGUAAUUACCGCCAGGGGUGGGCUUGUCAAAUUAAGCAAUCAAUAUACUGGAACAAGUUGGUAUUUGGAUGUGUAUAGUGAUAGCAAUGGGGCUUUCAUGGACCAGGGCGAUUAUGCGGGUCAGUACUGGAAGCAAGUCUCGAUAGGUUCAAUGACCACCUCUAACCCAGUGGAAUCAACGACGUCUGCUCCUUCCGCCGCCGCCGCCGCCACCACCACCAUAUCCACUAAAAGCUCGUCCACUCAAAGUACCGGAGAUACCGUGACCACCUCUGGGGCAGUUUCUGUAAUACCACCUAUACCAAGUGCGAAUACAUCUGGGCUAAGUACGGGAGCCAAAGCCGGUAUUGGAGCCGGUUGCGGUGCGCUGGCAAUCCUUGUCGGUAGCCUCAUCUUCGUCAUACUAUCUUGGAGGCGCAAGUCCCGAUUCAAAAAGGCAGAUAACGUGCUAGGAGGGGCGACGACGAAUGAGAAGAAGCCAGUAUUCUUGGAUCAAGACUCUUAUCCCGUGGAAUCGAAUCAAGCGUAUUUUGGGACAGCAGAACUGCCUUCUCCAGCUGUUGAUAAACCUGUGCUUGAAAUGCUGGGUCAAAGUCAACCAGUCAAUCAUUCAAUGGACGGAUCGAAAGGUCAUGCUGUGGUCCAUGAGAUGCCAGGGCAAGAUGUCUUGCGCUAA
Molecule: messenger RNA, 939 nt
Organism: Paraphaeosphaeria sporulosa
Lineage: Eukaryota; Fungi; Ascomycota; Dothideomycetes; Pleosporales; Didymosphaeriaceae
Exons: 2
Coding region: 1-939 (312 amino acids)
Source: RefSeq, a predicted model, not a curated record